Messenger RNA from Melospiza melodia melodia, 4274 nucleotides. It is a transcript of the gene MRPL15, whose product is annotated as mitochondrial ribosomal protein L15. The coding region runs from base 45 to 929 and encodes 294 amino acids. Gene Ontology annotation, biological process: translation. The record is from RefSeq and is a predicted model, not a curated record. NCBI's taxonomy places the organism in Eukaryota, Metazoa, Chordata, Aves, Passeriformes, Passerellidae. Gene Ontology annotation, cellular component: mitochondrial large ribosomal subunit. Gene Ontology annotation, molecular function: structural constituent of ribosome. The transcript is spliced from 5 exons.
CGGCCGGGCGCGCUCCCCGCGGGCGCCCUUGGCAGGGAGCGGCCAUGAGCGGGAGCGGCGUGAGCCGGGGCCUGGAGCUGCUGCGCUCGCUGCCCAGGGUCAGCCUGGCCAACCUAAGGCCCAACCCCGGCGCCAAAAAGCGGGAGAGAAGACGUGGCCGUGGAAGGUACGGGGGUCGGAAGUGUGGCCGAGGGCACAAAGGAGAAAGGCAAAGAGGGAAUCGGCCCCGACUGGGCUUUGAGGGUGGCCAGACUCCAUUUUACUUGGCCAUACCAAAAUAUGGAUUUAAUGAGGGACAUAGCCUCAGACGUCAGUACCAACCACUGAGUCUUCAGAGGCUGCAGUACCUGAUUGACUUGGGCAGAGUGGACCCCUCGCAGCCGAUUGACCUAACUCAGCUCACCAAUGCCAGGGGUGUGACAGUGCAGCCUCUCAAGAGGGAUUACGGUGUCCAGCUGGUGGAGGAGGGUGCUGAUAUUUUUGCAGCAAAGGUAAAUAUUGAAGUGCAGAGAGCAUCUGAAUUAGCAAUUGCAGCCAUAGAAAAAAAUGGAGGCGUAGUAACAACAUCGUUCUAUGACCCAAGGAGCUUGGAAAUUUUAAUCAAGCCAGUGGUAUUUUUCCUGCGUGGCAAACCUAUCCCGAAGCGAAUGCUCCCACCUGAAGACCUCGUCCGUUACUACACAGAUCCCAGGAAUCGGGGCUACCUGGCAGAUCCAUCCAAGGUGGCAGAAGCCAGGCUGGAACUUGCCAAGAAAUAUGGCUAUGUCUUACCAGACAUAACCAGGGAUGAACUCUUUAAGAUGUUAAGUGCACGCAAGGAUCCUAGACAGAUAUUUUUUGGUCUUGCUCCAGGAUGGAUCGUAAACCUGGCAGACAAGAAAAUUCUGAAACCAACUGAUGAGAAUCUGUUGAAAUACUACAGCUCAUGAAUUCAGGACCGGACACAAUUGCAGGUGUACAGGAAACAUCUGGGUAUGAAAUAAUGGGUAGAAGUGGUGUGUGUUUGUUUGUUUUAAGACUCCUAUUAUACUAGAAAAAACAUUUCUUUCUUCAUGUAAUCUUCUGGUGUAGCUCUCAACUUUUUUAUUGUCAUAAUAGAGUGUAUCAGAAGUCUUAACAUUUGAAAACAAUAUGGAGUCUGACAUAAAGUGUGGGUCUGGGCACUUUCUCUUCCAGUGGUUUGCCAGUUUGUUUUUUUUUUUCAGACAAAGGGUUUCGGUGUUGCAUUUGUUUCAGAGGAUAAUUCCAAAGAGUCAUUUGACCUAAUAAUUAGUUUAUAUUUCCCCCUCUCAGUUUAAAAUCGGAAACAUGACUCUACAAAACCAAAAUUAGUUUUACAGUAGUAUUGCAUAAAAUUUUUAGAUAAAGGUUCUAGAAAAUGUAUCUUGAAUAGCUCUAAGAGGUAUUUUUGGUUGGGGAAAAGUAAAAAGAAUCAGAAAUAAAAAAGUACUAAAGAUUAACCUCUUCCAUUCCAGAGCUAUAUUUUGGAUUUUGCCAUUGCCAUCAAUAGCACUAAAUCUUGAGAGAUCUUGAUUUUUCUUUGAUGUCUUCAUAUGCAAUUGAGACAGAGUGUGCAAUUCAACAUAACUUUCUAUCUAAAUUUGGGACUGGGGGGGGAAGAUAGCUGUCUUAAUUCAAUGGCCUUUAUUAGGCAGAAUUUAAAACUUGUCCUGAUACAAGUGUAAACUUAUUAAUAAAAAUGCAUAGCAGAACCCAGAGUCAAUGGAUGACAGUGACAGCAGAUUAUGAAGGAUGGGGAUGUGAUGGACGAAGUACACGGUCAGAAUUCAAUUUUCAGCUUGAUCACAGAUUGCAUGUGUGACAGUGGACAAAUUAAUUUAAAUGCUGUGAAAAGUUAUGAGCAAAUUGUGUUUAUGGGAGACAGCAUUUUAAUCACACCAAUUUGAUUAAGUCUUGAAAAAUAUUUUUCAGCAAAGGUUUGUUUUUUCAGUCUCUCCAGAAUACUGCAUUAUUACUGUGCAAGAGUAUUGUAGGUUUUGUGUGGAAGCACUGGGCAUUGUGUGGACUGGGCAUUUGAGACAGUGAGCCAGACAGUAAAGAAGGAUGAGAGGGGAGACCAAGAUGAUGUAUCACAAUGUGCUCUGGCCCCUUGGAAGUUAAUGAGCUGCUUCAUAAUUAUGUGGCUUAAUGGAAGCUGAAUUUGGCUUUAAAAUAAUUAUAAUUUGAUUAUAAGAAUGCAGGAAACAGUUCAGGAGAACAGAACAUGAGAUGUCGUUUUACUUUCCAAUUUUCAUGUGCCUUUGGAAAUGCUAUGUAGAGUUUCCUGUAGCUGCCAAACUGUCCCAUGUCAUAGGAAAAGUCCUCUGUGUGCUAGAAUCACCUCUUUCUCCUGUGUAACGUCUGUAGUUUGCUGGUAUACCUCAAUGGGGGAGGAUUUAAGAAAAAAAAUCUUCUUUUUCUUUCAGAAAAUAAAAUAAAGCGGAUGAAUUUUUGUUGGUGUUUGUCAACCAGCCUAGAUUUUUCCUUCACUCAACAACCUGCCUUAUCAAUUAAUGUGACCCUCUGUAAUCACAGAACAAAAUAAAAGAAGUCUUCUCAUUCUGAUUAAAUAAUCUGAAAUCAAGAGAUUAAGAAUAAAAAGUCACUAAAUUUUGACAACCUACUCUUCAACUUCUAUUGUUCCUUGUUAAUGUGUGUUAAAUGCUAUCAGUAAUGGUGGUUCCCCUGACCUGGGGUUUAAGUAUAGGUGAAACGUAGCAAAACAACAGCAAUAUAAAAUUGGACUAUGAAUAGCAGGAAUUUUGGUUUAGUGGCAUUAACAUUUGUAUUUUAUUAGGUGUUGAACACUUUUUUGGCACGUUAGGAAUAAUACUGUGUGCCAAAAAAAGUGCAGUUGGUGUUAACUUGAAUGUGAAGUAAAUAACUUUCUCACUUUAGAUGUAUCCUGUUCUGCAUCCUGAUGAUUGUUGGUUUGGAACCUUAAAUGACAAGCAAUACUUUUUUAUUUUUCUUUUUUUUUUCAAGUUUUUGUUAUUACAAUAACUUUACAAUAACAAUAUUACUACUGCCUCCAUUUGGGAAGGAGCUGGAGAGGGGGAAGAGUAUUUAUUGCCUUCCCUUAUUUGUGCCAUAAUGUUUCUGUUUUUAUGAAUCAAUUCACAAUUGUAUUUUGUGGAGGUGGUGGUACUCAACAGGAAAGCUACUUAACUGGAAGUGAAGAAGGAAGUUACUCAUAUUAGUGAAGACCAGAAGACAAAAGUGUUUAUGUAUCAUUGUGUAUUUUGGGGAGGAGAAGACGGGGGAAGGCAAGUUUGUUUCCAUUUCUGCUCUUUGUAUUAAAAUGAACAAAUUGCUCUCAGCAAGUUUUUUUCUGAAUCAACUUCUUUGAUACACACACGCGUACACACGCUGGUUUCUGUAGGUUUCUAAAUGGUUUUCAGGUGAAAGGGUAACUUGGAUAAAAUGAUAACAGUGAAAGAAAGAAUGAAAACAGGAAACAGAUGUCUGGUGACGUUGAGGGAUUGGAUAGCACUUAUUCAGUGGACGAUGUCUUAGUCAGAAGGCAGCUGUAUCCUGGUUCUGAUACUACAGCACUACAAAUACCUUGGAGCCAAAACAGCCACGUUCCACAAAAUCCGGUCAUUCUACUUUAUAAAGGUGAUCUUUUAUCAUCUUUUGGUUGGAGAGGGCAAAAAAGGGCUAUAUGUUCCUUUAUUUAGGAUGUGCAAUGCUUGUCUUUUUUUCUCACUUCUGUUAACAGUAGCCAGUGUUUUGUAUCAGUUGUUUGCAUUUUUAUUUACUAGUGUAAAAAGUCACAAAGCUAUAGAGGAUUUCCUGUUCAUUUUAUCUCAUCAGGAACACAAGUCUCCUAGCAACCAAAUACAGAAUUAUCAAAAGCACAAGUAAGUUAUUGACAAGGUUUCUAAUAAAUCCAUAAUAAAUAGUGUCCCAAAGGACUCUUGUUUAUAUGUCAGGCUUAAUGGGGUAAGACUAAGCCAAUCCUGGCAUCUAAACCAUUCUCAUUAGUUAGGUAUAUGGACCAUGUUUUCAUGCUCAAAUGAUAAAGGAUUGUCUUGGAGAUCCUAUUUUGACAGGGCUUUUUCAUGUGCAACAAGGUGUGACACAGCAAGAAGUACUCAAUCUGCUGUAGGUGGAAAAGUGUUAUAGGGUAGCUGAGGAAAGGAACUUUUGUGUCACAAAAUGCUGAAAGCCAUGUCAAUUUUUAUCAGCUACAUCAUACUUCUGAAUGACUACUUGAUCAAACUGAUUACUGAUGUGAGACUGCAAUCUAAAUAAAGGUCUGUAAACAUGUA